Stegostoma tigrinum is the source of this 3743-nucleotide messenger RNA. It is a transcript of the gene abtb3b, whose product is annotated as BTB (POZ) domain containing 11b. NCBI's taxonomy places the organism in Eukaryota, Metazoa, Chordata, Chondrichthyes, Orectolobiformes, Stegostomatidae. Bases 83 to 3091 code for a protein of 1002 amino acids. The record is from RefSeq and is a predicted model, not a curated record. Gene Ontology annotation, molecular function: protein heterodimerization activity. The transcript is spliced from 17 exons.
GAGGCGCUGGCGGUGGGACGGCCUGGAGGCAGUGUAACUGGCGUCCGGCUGCUGCUCCUCACUUGGAAUAUGCAGCGUGGAUAUGGGCGGGCGGGCUAAACCUUGGGGUCGGACACUGGAGGACGCGAGCCGGGACUCUGGCUACGGGGGCGCUGCCGACUCGGUGCGCUCUUCCUCCACCAGCCUCUCGCUGUGCUGUUCCCCGGCCACUCAUGGAGCGGAGCCCCGCGGCGUGGGGACCGGCGGUGGCAGCAGUAGCUGUGGCUCGGUGAGCGGGACUCUGGCCGAGGAGGCCGAUAUGCUGGAGUGCCGGCUGCCCGAGCCCGAGGAGCUGCCUUGGGUUCUGCCGCAGCUGCUGGCGGUGCUGGGCUCGGUACAGCAGCAGCAGCCACCGCUGGCUGAGUGUCCGCGGGACGCGCUGCGCCGCCUCUCCUGGCUGAUAAGCCGGCCGCUCCUGCGGGUCGCGCGGGAGGCGCAGCGGCUGAGCCUGCGGUACGCCCGGUGCGGCCGGGCCGAGGUGCAGAGCGCCCUGCGGGCGGUGCUGUCCUGGCCACUGGCCCGGGGCUGCGUGGAGGCCGGACUGUCAGCGCUCUCCCUCUACAACAUGAGUUGCUGCCGCGGCUUCAGCCAGGGCAAGUCGACUAGGUGUGGCCUCACCCUAUCAGUAGGUAGCUUCUUCAGGUGGAUGGUGGAAAGCGGACUCGCCCCGCGGAUCCAUCCGCACGCCGCUAUCUACCUGACGGCUGCUAUGGAGAGUCUGCUGAAGGAGCUGAUGCUGCGGAUCCUGCAGAGCGGGGAGGCCAGCUCGAAAAUCAGCGUGGAAGUGAUCGAGCAAACUGUCAACAAUGACCCGGAGUUCUGGGGCAUCUGCCAGCCCUAUCUGCACCUCCUGUGUGGCAAGAAUGCACAAGGAAUCCUGAGCCUGCCCGAGAGCCUGAACUUGAACAGGGAGAUGUGCAAGUCUGAAGGAACACCAAUGUACAGUCAGUCUGAACUCCGAGCUAUUGAACAGGCCUUACUGGUCACCCGUGUGGGAAGCAUUGCUGAACUCAGUGACCUGGUUUCUCGGGCGAUGUAUCAUCUGCAGCCGUUGAAGUGGACCCAGUGUGGGAACGGAACGCCAGUCCAUCAUAAACAGGGACCACUGCACUGGGAGUCCGAAGCACUCUAUACCCUCUGCUACUUCAUGCACUGUCCGCAGAUGGAAUGGGAAAACCCAAAUGUGGAACCAUCCAAAGUCAGCCUCACUACAGAGAGGCCGUUUCUGGUACUGCCGCCUUUGAUGGAGUGGAUCCGAGUGGCUGUAGCCCAUGCUGAGCACCGCAGAAGUUUUUCCAUCGACAGUGAUGAUGUGCGACAAGCUGCCCGCCUCUUGCUUCCUGGAGUUGAUUGUGAACCUCGCCAGCUAAAAGCUGAUGAUUGCUUCUCUGCCUCCCUGAAACUCGAUGCGGCAGCGACUGAGGCCAAGUUUCACCAAGGCCUUGGAUUCCGCAUGUUGAACUGUGGUAGGACAGACCUGGUCAAUCAGGCCAUUAACCUUCUGGGACCUGAUGGCAUCAACACCAGGAGUGAGCAGGGUCUGAGUCCUCUGAUGUAUGCCUGUGCUCGGGGAGACGAGGCCAUGGUUCAGAUGCUGCUUGAUGCUGGGGCAGAUGUAAACUGUGAGGUCCCCAACCCAUCCCACAAAUAUCCGUCUAUCCCUGUGGAGACACGACACUGGACAGCCCUGACACUGGCUGUGCUCCAUGGCCACAUUGCUGUAGUUCAGUUGCUGCUCGACGCUGGUGCGAAUGUCGAAGGGUCUGUCGGACAAGGGGGUGAGAAUUACUCUGAGACCCCCUUGCAGCUGGCAGCUGCAGCCGGUAAUUUUGAUCUCGUGAGUUUACUCCUGGAGCAGGGAGCAGAGCCGAUAAUUGGGACGUCGUGUCGGAAUGGGUUCUCUGUCACUCCACAUGGUGACAUGAGUGCAUACAGCCAGGCUGCUGCUCACGGCCACAGGAAUGUGUUUCGGAAAUUGCUGGUGCACUCUGAGAAGGAAGCAACGAACGUCCUCUCCCUGGAGGAGAUUCUAGCCGAGGGGACAGACCCCACAGGGUCAACCUCAAAUUCCACAGGCUCCAACCGGACCAACAAGGUCCGACUGAAUGCUCUGAGGGAGGCCAUUUAUCACAGCUCAGAGCAUGGGUACGUGGACAUUACCGUGGACAUCCGAGGUUUUGGUGUGCCAUGGAACCUGCACUCGUGGCUGUUAUCCCUGAACACGGCAUUCCUGCAACACCGCAGACUGGUCAUGCAGUGUAUCCUGAAGGAGUUCAACACUAUCAAGGAGGAAGAGUACAGUGAUGAGCUCCUCCUGCAGGGUCUACCGCUCCUGUUUCAGAUUUUGAGAGCCAGCAAGAAUGAAGCAAUCAGUCAACAGUUGGCAGGGAUUUUUGUCCAGUGCUACGGUCCUUACCCAAUUCCCAAGUUUACAGAAAUCAAACGGAAACAGAUUUCCCGGCUAGACCCUCACUUUCUGAAUAACAAGGAGAUGUCUGACGUUACGUUUCUCGUGGAGGGAAAACCGUUCUACGCACACAGAGUGUUGCUGUUCACUGCCUCGCCCAGGUUUAAGAACCUUCUGUCGAGCAGGAUGUCCUCGGACAAUGCAUCCAGUAUUUUCAUUGAAAUUGGCCACAUAAAGUACAAUAUAUUUAAGAUGGUGAUGCAGUAUCUUUACUAUGGCGGUACAGAGACACUGCAGAUUAGAAACAGUGAUGUAUUAGAGUUAUUGUCAGCAGCAAAGUUUUUCCAGCUUGAGGCUUUGCAGCGACACUGUGAGCUCCUAUGUACAAAAAUCAUCAUUGUUGACAACUGUGUGGAAAUGUAUAAUCACGCCAAGUUUGUUGGAGCUGUUCACCUUUCUGCGUUCUGUGAAGGAUAUUUCCUGAAGAAUAUGGUCUGUCUAAUGGAGAACGAAGCUUUCAAACAAUUACUGUACUCCUCUGUGGAGGAGUCACAGGGACAUGAUGUACUGCAUGAUUUAGAAACUACACUGGCAGCACGAAUCCAGUCAAUACGUCUGUCAGCCUCAAAGGGAUCCAUCGUGUGACCCAGGCAUAUCAUUGACUUGUUUGGUUUCAGACAUUGUUGGUUAAGCUUCGAUCCUGAUGAAAAGUAACUGCAUCUCGCUAAGAGGUGUAGGAGCGAAGGACAGAAUUGGGAUGGGUUCCAUUGCAGCCCUCUGUGCUCCACCUUUUACUCUGUACAAACGUAUUCCAAGUGUCUCUCCAGGAUCCCCCAUCGAUCGCCUUUUAGACUCUCAACCAGCAAAAGCACAUUUACUCAGCUCCUGCAGAAGCAAUCACUUGACACGUGUUUGGUGCAGCCACAAGGGGUUAGAGCGUGUCCCAGACAUCACAGUGUCUGUCUCUUAACCUGUUUCAUAUUCACUGUGAAGCCAUUGCCUAGAGAGAGGGAUGGUGGUCAGGGCAAGUCAGGAAGUGUUUGACAGUUUUGCACGUUCUAUGCAUGAGGUGGUUUGUAAGCGAAGGAUGAAUAUUUAGAAAGUGAAGUGUUUUCUCUGGACCCAGAACCAUGCACCAGCCUAGCCCAGCUCAGCAGUAAUUGAGGGAGACAGUGGCACAAUGGUAAGGAGCAGUAAUCAGGGGCCCAGGCUAAUGUUCUACAGUUACUGUUCACAUCCCACCACGGCACUGAGUGGACUGUGGAUUCAAUCAAUUAAUAAAGAAAAACUUAAUACA